This is a messenger RNA of Yamadazyma jaroonii, 1539 nucleotides long. Lineage: Eukaryota; Fungi; Ascomycota; Pichiomycetes; Serinales; Debaryomycetaceae. The record is from the annotation of a GenBank genome assembly.
AUGUUUAGAAGUUCUACUUUUUUAAAGGCAAAUCUUAAGAAUGUUAGAUUUAACUCUUCAUUACCAUUGUCAGUUAAAUUAAACUUACCAAAUGGUAUCAGUUACGAACAACCAACUGGUCUUUUCAUCAAUAAUGAAUGGGUUAAACCACUCCGUGGUGAAACUUUAGAAGUUACUAGUCCUUCAACCGAAGAAGUCAUUACUAAAGUUUACCAAGGUUUAGAAGAUGAUGUUGAUGUUGCCGUUGCUGCUGCUAAAAAUGCUUUUGAAACCACUUCUUGGGCCACUGGUGACCCAACUGCUAGAGUUAGAGCUUUAUUAAAAUUAGCCGAUUUAUAUGAAGAACAUGCUGAAACUUUAGCUUCAAUUGAAGUUUUAGAUAACGGUAAAUGUAUUGCUAAUGCUAGAGGUGAUGUUGCUUUAUCAGCCAACUAUUUAAGAUCAGCCGCUGGUUUUGCUGACAAAAUGCACGGUGAAUUCAUUGAAACUGGUAAUACUCACUUAAAUUACACUAGAAAAGAAGCCAUUGGUGUCGUUGGUGCCAUUGUUGCUUGGAAUUUCCCAUUAAUGUUGUUAUCAUGGAAAUUAGGUCCAGCUUUAGCUGCUGGUAACACCAUGGUUAUCAAAUCUGCUGAAGCCACUCCAUUAUCUGCUUUAUUCGUUGCCAAUUUAAUCAAAGAAGCUGGUUUCCCAGCAGGUGUUGUUAACUUCGUUACUGGUUUAGGUCCAACUGUUGGUGAAAGAAUCUCUACUCACCCUGACAUUGGUAAAAUUACCUUUACUGGUUCUACUUUAGUCGGUAAAAGAAUUAUGAGAAAUGCUUCUGAAACUGUUAAGAAAGUCACUUUAGAAUUAGGUGGUAAAUCUGCUAACAUUGUCUUCCCAGAUGCUGAUAUUGACAGAGCCGUUGAAAACAUUUAUCCUUCAAUCUUCUACAAUACCGGUGAAGUUUGUUCUGCUGGUUCAAGAUUAUACGUUCAUGAAGAUAUUUACGAUGGUUUCAUUUCAAGAUUACUCGAAAAAGUUAAAACUAUCAAGAUGGGUAACCCAUUCGAUGAAUCAGUUGUUAUGGGAGCUCAAAACUCCGUUGCUCAAUUCAAGAAAAUCUUGAAAUAUAUUGAAAUUGGUAACGCUGAAGGUGCUAAAUUAUUAACUGGUGGUAAAAGACAUGGUAACAAAGGUUAUUUCGUUGAACCAACCAUCUUUACUGAUGUUAAACCAAACAUGAGAAUUGUUCAAGAAGAAAUCUUCGGUCCUGUUUUAGCUGUUUCUAAAUUCUCAAGUACUGAUGAAGUUAUUAAAGCUGCUAACGAUUCUACUUACGGUUUAGCUUCAGGUAUCCACACUUCAAACAUUAACACUAUUGCUAAAGUUUCAAGUCAAUUGAAAGCUGGUACUGUUUUCGUUAACACUUAUAACGAUUUCAACCCAGCUGUUCCAUUCGGUGGUUUCAAACAAUCUGGUUUCGGUAAAGAAAUGGGUAAAGAUGCUUUAGACUCUUAUAUCCAAAUCAAAGCCGUCAGAGCUGGUAUUUACUAA